This is a messenger RNA of Electrophorus electricus (electric eel), 1198 nucleotides long. It is a transcript of the gene cacng5a, whose product is annotated as calcium channel, voltage-dependent, gamma subunit 5a. The record is from RefSeq and is a predicted model, not a curated record. Gene Ontology annotation, molecular function: voltage-gated calcium channel activity; channel regulator activity. Gene Ontology annotation, biological process: calcium ion transport; neurotransmitter receptor internalization; positive regulation of synaptic transmission, glutamatergic. Gene Ontology annotation, cellular component: postsynaptic density membrane; AMPA glutamate receptor complex. NCBI's taxonomy places the organism in Eukaryota, Metazoa, Chordata, Actinopteri, Gymnotiformes, Gymnotidae.
CGGUGUGUAAAAACUUCGGGGUCUCUCCCUUCAUUUCUCCUCCUGUGACAUCUAACCCCAAAGAGCAAAGCUUUGCCUCCCCGGCUCGGAAAGCGCGCUCCAAGCGCUUAUUGUCCAGUUGCGGAGCGUCGCGCGCACCCGUUCGUGCGUUUUCCCCUCCCCUGUGUUCUCCCGGAGAAGACGAGUGUACAAGCACACGGAGGAGCAGGUCUGCGCGGAAAACACACGGACUGCUUCGGUGCCCAUUCGUGAAGUUCCCGUCUUGUGCGAGCGGCGCCUUCUGCUGGAGUGGAGGCGAUGAGCAUGUGCGGCAGGAAGGCCCUGACGCUGCUCAGCAGUGUGUUCGCCGUGUGCAGCCUCGGCCUGCUGGGCAUCGCCGUCAGCACGGACUACUGGCUCUACCUGGAGGAGGGCAUCAUACAGCCACUGAACCAGAGCACGGAGAUCCGCACGUCCCUGCACUCUGGCCUGUGGAGGGUUUGCUUCCUGGCAGGAAAAGAGAAAGGACGCUGCUUUACCAUCGAGUACGUCAUGCCCAUGAACGUCCAACUGACUUCAGACUCUACAGUCAGCGUUCUGAAGAUGAUACGCUCAGCCACUCCGUUCCCACUGGUCAGCCUCCUCUUCAUGUUCGUCGGUUUUGUCCUGAACAACAUUGGACACAUUCGCCCCCACCGCACCAUCCUGGCCUUUGUCUCUGGAAUCUUCUUCAUCCUCUCAGGGCUUUCUCUGGUGGUUGGUCUGGUGUUAUACAUCUCUAGCAUCAAUGAUGAGAUUUUGAACAGGACUAAGACAAACGAAGCCUACUUCAGCUACAAGUACGGCUGGUCCUUCGCUUUCGCUGCCUUCUCCUUCCUGCUUACCGAGGCAGCAGGCGUGAUGUCUGUUUACCUGUUCAUGAAGCGCUACACAGCGGAGGAGCUGUACCGGCCACACCCGGGCUUCUACCGGCCACGCCUGAGCAACUGCUCCGACUACUCGGGCCAGUUCCUCCACCCUGAUGCUUGGGGCCGUGGCCGCAGCCCCUCGGACAUCUCCAGUGAAGCGUCGCUCCAGAUGAGCUCCAACUACCCCGCCCUGCUCAAAUGCCCCGACUAUGACCAGAUGUCCUCCUCCCCCUGCUGAGAUGGCUUUCUUGCAGAUGCAUGCACGCAUACACGCACGUGCACAAAUGUACAAGGCACACACACACACACAC